AUGUAUAAAUCGCGCGGCGGCCACCCACCCACCUCUUCAGCCCCGGCGCUGGCACAGCUUUCCGUCGGCUUCAGUCACUCGCCGGUUCUUCAUCUAAUGGGGAAGAAAAAACCUAUGAAGAUGGCAGAGAGUGAUAGCGAUUUGGUAAUCGACAGUGAUAUGGAGGAUGGAAUUGCGCAUGUGGAUGACAACGAGAAUAGUGACCUCGAUAUUCAUGAUGAGGAAUUGGAUGACCAGAAUGAAGAUGAUGAUGAAGUUAAUGAUGAUAACGAGGAGGGUGAAGAUGGUGCUGAUAAUGAUGAUGAUGACGAUGAGGACGAGCAAACUGAAGAGGAAGGCUCAGAAGAGGGCCAUGAUGGUGUAAGCGAAGAUGAAAAUGUUCUGAAAGGGGAGGAGAUGGAAGAGCUUGAGAAAGAGUAUAGAGAGCUUAGAAAUAGGGAGCAAAAUUUGUGGAAGAAUUUGAAGCGCCAUAAGGAUGAGGAUCUUCAAAAAGGUCAAGCUGUGAAAAACCAAAGGGCUCUAUGGGACAAGACACUGGAAUUCAGAUUCUUGCUGCAAAAACCUUUUUCAAGUUCCAACAGAUUUCCACAGGAACCAGUGAGAUCUUUAUUCUGUGACAUGGAUAGUGAUGCCAGUGAAGCAUAUUCAGAUUUGAUUGAUUCCUCAAAGAAGACCUUGGAUUCUAUACUGGAAUUACAACAGGCACUGGAGGCAAACAAUCCAGCAAUUACUCAAUUUGGAGAAGGCAACUCUUUGAGAGAUUCCAAACAACUUGGUGCGUCCGGUGACUCAAAUGGGGAUAUUGAUGAAGAGUGGCUGAAGAUUUCUCAAAUGCAAUCAAGAAUGGCUUCUUUUAGAAACAAAUCAAUUGAUAAAUGGCAGAGGAAGACCCAGGUGACAACGGGUGCAGCUGCCAUCAAAGACAAAUUACAUGCCUUUAAUCAGAGUAUAAGUGAACAAGUUGCUGCAUAUAUGAGAGAUCCUAGUAAAAUGACUAAAGGGAUGCAGCAGAAUAGAGCAGCUGUUGCUGUAUUUGGAAAUGUAAGUUUGAAAUUAGAAUCAUAUGUGAACGGUGACCCUGAACUUUUGGAUGACUCGGAAUUUUACCAGCAGCUACUGAAAGAGUUCUUUGAGACAAUUGACCCUUCAUCAUCCGAAACGGCAUUCUAUGCUCUGAAAAGAUUGCAAACUAAGAAGAGAAAAAUUGUUGACCGUCGUGCUUCAAAGAGUCGCAAGAUCAGGUAUCAGGUGCAUGAAAAGAUUGUCAAUUUCAUGGCCCCUCGGCCCAUGAACCUCCCACCUAUGGCCCCUAAAUUAUUCGAAAACUUGUUUGGGCUUAGAAACCACAAACCUGCAUCAGGGGCAUAA
Messenger RNA from Striga hermonthica, 1368 nucleotides. The record is from the annotation of a GenBank genome assembly. NCBI's taxonomy places the organism in Eukaryota, Viridiplantae, Streptophyta, Magnoliopsida, Lamiales, Orobanchaceae.